This is a messenger RNA of Trichogramma pretiosum, 553 nucleotides long. RefSeq lists its product as uncharacterized. The record is from RefSeq and is a predicted model, not a curated record. Bases 153 to 494 code for a protein of 113 amino acids. The transcript has 3 exons. NCBI's taxonomy places the organism in Eukaryota, Metazoa, Arthropoda, Insecta, Hymenoptera, Trichogrammatidae.
GUCAUUAAAAUGCCUCACUUCCAUUAUAUAUUCGCUAGUUACGAUAUAGUUUAAUUUCAGAAUUACUGCAAGUAGUUGCACAAAGCUAUUGUAUUAUAAUUUUAAAUUUCACUUGGAAAUAUUUAUAAUUUUUAAUAAAUAAGAAAAACAAAAUGAAUAUUAUUAUAUUUUCAUUUUUCAUUUUUUUCUAUCAGAAUCUUCUUAAUAGUGUACAAGCAGCUAAUCCGUUUUCUGCGGCAAUAUAUGAGAAACCAACACAUCCAAAUCCACGAUGCAAUACACCCCCUAGUGACCUCCGCACCGGUCGACAUCAGAAUUUUCGAGAGGACAACGAUGAACACACAUUUUAUAAAUACUUGCAAGAUGAAAAUAAAUGCGAGGACUUCUUAUCACAAGAGAUGCCAGAAACGUAUGGAUUCAACACGUAUAUUGAAUGUAGACUUAAUUGCAUGUCAUAUAUUGGAAUUAUCGAUAACGAAAUACAUGAUGCAUAAAAUGGUGGUCUCUUACCUGCAUCAAAGUCAUGGGUUGAAUAUUUUGAGGAGGCAUCUGA